UGAAAAAGGAGAAGCGAUUGAUAGGCGUCAAUUUGUUAACGACGCACGCCCGUAAAGCAUUGUCGGCUAAAAGUUGGUGCGUGUUGCUGCUGCUGCUAGGAUCCUAGGAUCUGUGUCGCGAGCUUGUUUGAAGAAGCCUACUUCUGUCAAAUGACUAGGCAACACGCGAGCCAUAUUUCGGGGAUUGAAGAUCGAUCUUCCGCCAGAUACAUGUUCGCAGAGACGGAGACUGGGCCACCGCCACGUACCGCCAACGCCAGCACCGCGACGGCGGCUCCGCUCGUGUCUAUAUAGCAUUUACUCGGGCUCGCUGUACAAUCGAACCAAUGAGAUGACAUAGCACUGAGCUUCAGCACGCUUUAGUUUUCCAAACGGAAUGACAUGGUAGGACCAACUACGGGGAGUGUUAAAACUCUUUUUGACUUCACAAGAGCUGAAGAGCUAAGCGAGUGGACUGAAUAUUCCGACACAGUAAAACCAAGUGGUACGUCAAAAGCAGCCCUCGUGCUUCAGAAGUCUCAACUUUUCCAAAGGGCUAUUUUCUUCAGUCUGUUCGUACCAAAACCGAGUGGCGCUGGCUUCGCAGCGGUGCGCUCGGACACGAAUUUCGAUUUGAGGGAGUACCAUUACAUUGCCGUCAAAUGUCGCGGCCAAGGGGUGAAUUUCAAGUAUAAAAUGGUUAUCAGGCACAAAGGUCUCAAAAAGGACUGCACCGUAUAUGGACAAGUUUUUACGGUAACUGAAAAUGAAUUCGCAACAGUGAAACUGCCAUUAGAAGAUUUCAAGCCGUACUAUCGGGGGCUACCGCUGCCCGCGGAAACGCAUCCAUUGGACUUAUCGGCAAUUACGAAUAUUGGAAUUAAAGUCGACAAUGGACCGUAUCUCCCGGAUAAUCAGCCUGGAGUUUCAGCGUUGGAAAUCGAUUGGAUUAAAGCUGUUAAGUGAUUCAAACCAUUUAUUUAUUGGUUUAUUUAUUAUUUUAUAUUCACUGCUUUCCUAUUUUACUGAUUUUAUUUAUGUUGCCUCCUUUUUUCUUUUUAACUAGAAUAUGAAAAUAUUCAAUUCUGAUUUGUUCUACGAUAAUCAUAUCUACUUACUGACAAUACUGUAAAAAUAAAUAGUUUAUUUAAACAGUUUAUCGAUAAUAAAAAUAUUUACAUUAGAUUAAUUAAUUUACCAUCGAAUUAUAAUUCUUGUUAUAAUUAAUAAUAAUGCAUUCUUCUGAAAUGGUUUCAUUCCCGUAUAACCCCGAAAUUUCUUAUUCUUAAUUUAGUGAUGAAAGUUCGAUAAUUAGACAUUUUAAUGUAAAAUUUACAACCGUACUUAGUUUAUAAUAUAUUCGAAAAAAUAUACCACAGCUGAUAACUCGAACUAAUAAAACAGUGAAAGUAUAGCAAUUAAGAUUUAAUAAUUUGUUGUCGACAUUAGACAUGCGAGCAUAUAUCUACAAAUAUAUGAUGAUGUAUAUAUAUAUAUGCAGUUUAUAAAACCAUCUAUAAAAUAAUUAAUUAGUCAUUAAAAAUUUUUUCUUUGCAUAAUGCAAAACUAUUCA
Molecule: messenger RNA, 1552 nt
Organism: Phymastichus coffea
Lineage: Eukaryota; Metazoa; Arthropoda; Insecta; Hymenoptera; Eulophidae
Exons: 3
Coding region: 382-945 (187 amino acids)
Biological process (GO): NADH dehydrogenase complex assembly
Source: RefSeq, a predicted model, not a curated record